Molecule: messenger RNA, 1151 nt
Organism: Penaeus monodon (black tiger shrimp)
Lineage: Eukaryota; Metazoa; Arthropoda; Malacostraca; Decapoda; Penaeidae
Product: mediator of RNA polymerase II transcription subunit 24-like
Exons: 8
Coding region: 387-1151 (254 amino acids)
Cellular component (GO): mediator complex
Molecular function (GO): transcription coregulator activity
Source: RefSeq, a predicted model, not a curated record
UCAUUGUUUGUGUUUACCAUUACCACGGGCCUCUUCCACCUUUGGCGUACGGACUUGCGUUUGGACCGUCAUAGAGUAAAUAUCUAUCCCGGUAACCGUAAACUGAAGUGAAGUGUGUAGUGGACACAUGGACGAUAAACUCACCCCAGAACCAGAAAAAAGUCCUGGUACAUAUAAAGAAAUGGACUACGAAACUUAAAUAACAGAAGACGCCCAAACAGUGAAGGCGACAGCGAAGCAAACCACCUUCCAAGCAAAACCGAGACGAAGAAGCCGGAAAAAAAAAAUCACGCAAUUCCAGCCGGUAAUGAAUAACAACACUGAACCCAACAUUCAAAUCAAGAUACAUGGACAUCAUUUGUCAGCACCAAAGCAAAUAGACUACAAUGGUUUUAGAGCCACUAUCCAGCAGUAAGGCUGGCACCAUUCGCUCUCUCCUCAUCCGAGCAUGGCGGGAGCGAUGGUCAGACAUCCAGUGGGGCAUUCACAUCAAAACGGUGCUGCCUCGUGCUGUGAGUGGGGACAUCUACCAUUUAGCGGACUACAUUCUCCAGCAAGCACUCAUGGGACCGCUGCCAAAUAAUCUCAUUCUUUCAUAUUUGAGGCAUUCUCUCUGUUCACAGAUUGUAUCAUAUGGUGGUGUGAUUGAGAGCAUCAGCAAGUAUGAUGGCCUGCACAAGCCUCAUUGUGUUCAUGCUCUGCUUGAUCUCAUGCAGUCUAUGAUGAAAAGUGUAUCAUGUAGAGGAAAGCCAGAAGACUGUCUUGUUUUGGCUACCUCUAUUGUUGGUGGGGUUAAAUGGUUGAUACAGGUUAUGGGUUGGUCAACACAACAGCUACUGGAUCUUCGUAAUGCCCCUGAACUCUCUGCCAACCUCAGCCUUGCUGCAUCAAUUUUGCACGAAAUCUUGAACUGCACAUUCCUUACCUGCAUGCUGGAAAUUGGCCGAAGAGAAGAACCAGGUACUUGGAGUACCUGCAUGAAGAAGAUGACAGAAGUAGAGACUCUCCUGGCCGGUGCUGAGACUAUUAUUGAAAACAAAGAUAUUCUAAUCAAAACUGUUUGUAAGCAGCAAAUCACAAAUUUGACAGCAGUUCAUCACAUUGUACAUGCAAUCUACUUGGUAGAUGUAUGGGAAGUGAUCACAUCAUAA